UAAGAGUAUGGCUCCCCGCAAGAUGGGGGAGCUCUGAAGUUUUGUUCACGUAGAACAGUAGAACCCGUAGGACGGUAGAACAGGCACACAGUAGGCCCUGACCUCUUAUUAAACGAAUAAAAGCGGCAGAGCAGGCGGUCAGUUUCGUUCCAGAGGCCACACCUUAUCGGGCGGUAAUUGAGCUCUCCCCGAAUGUCAAUUCUUAAAACUAGAGUGAGGCACACUGUGCCUUCUGGUGGCAAGGAAAACUUGGGGGUUUUCCUCAACUUCGCUCCAUCAUGGAGGUUGCUAAUUGCAUCGCCUGUGUGGUCAUUGCCUUUCCAGCGUCAGGGUUCAUAACUGAGCCCACGGCUCAGCAGCUUCAGACACCAGCUGAUCUGCCAUGGGCUUCCUUAGUUAGACUACAGAAGACCCAGUCUGAGGCCUCAGAAGGAGUAAACGAUAUUGUGAAAAAUGAAAAAAUGCAAGUAAAUAAAAGAGGAAAGGUGAUAUUACCACUGGAAGAUCUCCAUCCUUUGUCAGGGCAGAGCCAGAUGGCCGUGUCCCAGCCAAUCACUGGGCUAAGGAGGAGUGUGCUGUUGCAGGGAACGUUGACCUUCAGGGACGUGACUGUGGACUUCACCCUGGAGGAGUGGCAGCAGCUGGACGCCACUCAGAGGAACCUCUGCAGGGAUGUCAUGCUGGAGAACUCCAGCCACCUGGUCUCCGUGGGAUUCCUCGUGGCCCAACCAGGUAGGAUCGUCAGGUUGGGACAAGGAGAAGAGGAGGCCGAGAUGGCAGCUGGAGAAAGCCCAACACGGAGGUGUCCAGGGGGCUCGAGUUCGAUCCCUGGUCGGAGAACUAAGACCCUGCAAGCCAGGUGGUACGGUGAAAAAAAAAGAAAGAAAAAAAAAAGGCAAGAUUCAAAGAGAGGAGUCUGAGGGCAAAUGCUUCAUUAAAAAAUGAGGGUCCCUUGCUGAGUUCCCAAACCUGAGCCAAAUUUUAGAUCUGGAACCAAUUGUCUAGAGAGGUGCCCAUGUCCCUCAUAGGAAGAACCCUACAACAUUGUAGCAAACAUAAAAACUACCUUAGUCCCUUCCCAAAGGAACCUAAGGCCAUUUAUCUGGGUGACUCUAGUCACUGGGGAAAAGGGAAUAUUUUUAGGACUAUUGGACACAGCUUUCUGAGUUGACAUUAAUACCCAGACAUGCAAAGCAUCACCAUGGCCCUCCUGGUAAGAGUGGGGGCUUACUGGGUACAGGUGUUACCCUGAGUCCUGGCUUAAACCUGAUUCACAGUGGCCCACUGCACAUGCAGACCCACCCAGUGGUGAUUUCCUCAGUUUCCUAGUGUAUAAUUGGAAUUCAUAUACUUAGCAGUUGGAUCAUUUACUACCUUUCUCCUCACCUGUAAAGUUUGUUAGCUGAUAAUUUAUGUAACAGUAUUCAGUGGUUAUAGAGUAAAGAACUAUGGAGAUAACUUAUUUUUAUCCAAAAAAAUCACAUACAGAUAUUACAAUCACAGGAUACCCAUUUUUAAGAUGCAAAACAUAUACUCAAAACCAUACACUCAGACAACCACAUGGAAAAGGAAUAGGGAAUAUAUAGACAUAUGUGAAAAUGGGGUCAUUUUAAGAAGAGAAUGGUGUCACAUAUUAAAGACAAAGCUGAAUGGGAAAAUGGAUUGGAAGACAGAAUCAAGUAUACACAAGAUCAUUUUAUUGGUAGUUUCUGCAGACAACAUUUAAAAAAUUAAAAAAUCAAUAAUCCUACCACCCAAGUGAUAAUCUGGAUAAUCUGCUUAAUAAUUUGUUGUAUUUCCUUCUGAACUUUUUUCUGUCUACCUAUACACACACACCUAAAACAGAUACAAAUAUAAAACAAAUAUAUUUGUAUACAUAUAUAUGUGCAAAUAAUUUUACUCAGCAUAAAACUGCUACUUUUAUGCCAUCCAGAAUCACUGAUAUAAUGGUGCAUUAUCCAUCAUUGAUCUAUUUUUUAAUAAUGUAAAUUAUGUGGUACAUUGUUUUAUGUUUUUUCACUUAGCCAAUUAUCAUGAACAUUUCCCCAAAUCCUCAAACAUGAGAAAAUUUUUAAUUAGUGCAUACUAUUCUAUCUUAUUGAUAUAUCAGUUUUUAAUCAAUUGACUAUUGGAUAUUCAAUUUAUUUUUUUU
Kogia breviceps (pygmy sperm whale) is the source of this 2152-nucleotide messenger RNA. The record is from RefSeq and is a predicted model, not a curated record. Lineage: Eukaryota; Metazoa; Chordata; Mammalia; Artiodactyla; Physeteridae.